ACUCUGCACCUGUACCGGAGAGGAGAGGGCAAGGACGAGCGAGACAGUGCCGGUGCUUCUCUCUCUCUCUCACACACACACAUACGCACACACACACACACGCACGCACGCACACACACGCACACAGGAAUAGGAAUAGAGACGCAUAGACGCGUGCGCGCGCUACCGGCCCGAAGCCGGUUGCAUAAAAAAAAUAAAAAAUAAAAAGCAACAAAAAAAAGAAAGAAAAAAGCAAACAGAAAAAGAAAGAAAGAAGCUCAUUGAUGUGCUGAUGAUUCUAAUGUAAAAAUUUCCAUUUCGGGAAAACAGAAAGGAAUUUAAAAAGAAAACAGGAAGGAAAAAAUAAGGAAAGAAAUGCGCGCGCUGUCGGUGAGUCUGUGCCUCGCGCUGCUGGUGCUGCUGCCGGUGCGCGCGUGCGGUCCUGGCCGCGGUUACGGCCGGCGGAAGCACCCGAAGAAGCUGACGCCGCUCGCGUACAAGCAGUUCAUCCCCAAUGUGGCGGAGAAAACGCUGGGCGCGAGCGGGCGCUACGAGGGCAAAAUCACGCGCAACUCGGAGCGCUUCAAGGAGCUCACGCCUAACUACAACCCGGACAUCAUCUUCAAGGACGAGGAGAACACGGGGGCCGACCGGCUCAUGACCCAGAGAUGCAAAGACAAGCUGAACUCGUUGGCCAUCUCUGUGAUGAACCAGUGGCCGGGGGUGAAGCUGCGCGUGACCGAAGGAUGGGACGAAGACGGACACCAUUUUGAGGAGUCGCUUCACUACGAGGGCCGAGCCGUGGACAUCACCACGUCCGACCGAGACAAGAGCAAAUACGGUAUGCUGUCGCGGCUAGCUGUGGAGGCCGGCUUCGACUGGGUCUACUACGAGUCCAAAGCUCACAUCCACUGCUCCGUUAAAGCAGAGAAUUCAGUGGCGGCGAAGUCAGGUGGUUGUUUUCCCGGCUCGGCUCGGGUGCGCCUGAAGGAUGGAGUGCUGAAGGAGGUGAAGGACCUGAAAGAGGGAGACGAGGUCCUGGCGGCGGACGAGUCGGGGAACCUUGUCUACAGCGAGGUCAUCAUGUUUGUGGACCGCGACCGCACCAAGAGACGAGCUUUCCAUGUCAUUGAGACCAGGAAUCCACUGAUGCGGGUCGUCCUCACCGCCGCGCAUCUCCUCUUUGUUGUACAGAACUCCACGCUGACCGAGAUAUUUGCCAGCGACGUCACACCGGGGCAGGAAGUCAUGAUGCUGGACAAGGGAGGUCAGCGUCUUCGUGCGGUCACGGUGGAUCGUGUUUACCAAGAAGAACAUAAGGGGUCCUUUGCGCCGCUCACGGGUCACGGCACCAUCGUAGUGGACGACAUCCUUGCUUCCUGUUACGCUGCAGUAAAGGACCAAAAGCUGGCGCACAUAUCGUUUGCCCCCGUCCGCUUUGUCCACAAGGUGGCGCCGUUUUUGUUCACCAGACCGGCCCAGGACGGCGGCGUGCACUGGUACUCUGACUUUUUGUAUCAAAUUGGGACAAGGAUUUUAGGUGAAGCUGCUUUUCAUCCACUCAGCAUGGAGGACAAGAGCUGAAAGACAUCUCUCUCUUUCUCUCACUCUCUCUUUAUAUAUACAUAUAUAAAUAUAUAUAUCAAAGACUAAUGUAGGACACAAGACAAUAUUAGAAUCUAAAUAAAAAGAGACAAACGGGCCCCCCUUUCUGGAAGAGGAAAAAAAGAGGAGGGAUAUUUAUUAUUUUACAGACGCCAUCUCAAAAAAAAAUGGGAAAAAAAAGAAAGAAAUGGAGCCUUAAAAGUGUCCUGAAUAAUUUAUUCACACAUGAACUCGGGCUGCUGAUCUCACACACACACACACACACACACACACACACACACACACACACAGGAUUGUGUUUCAGCAUGUGUGUGUAGCAUCCGGAUGUGCAGAAUCUAUUUUUGUAUACUUAAAAGAAAGAAAGAAAGAAAAACGAAUGAAAAAUUGUUGUGCACGACCGAGGCAUGUGCCGAUCGUCUCACGUCUUUCUUCGUACUGUCGUCAGUCAAUGAGGGGGCGGGGCUUAACUUAAACAUCCUGAGAAACAGAAAAACUUACGACGUGACAAGACGGCUCAAAUUUUAACUUAAACCCCGCCCAUUUUUCAGACUUCAGUCAAAACCGUUGUGUUCUCGUUCAAAUUUCUCCAGUAACAAAAAGACUUUAAAAUGCUGCCUCCUUUAAUGGGACAAAAAAAAAAAAAAAAAAAAAAGGCCUCGUCCCAAAUAGCGAGGUUAUUUUUAAAGGUUAUUUUCUCGGCACAUGCCUGCGUGCGUCUGUCUAUCUGUCUGUCUGUCUGUCUGUCUAUCUGUCUGUCUGUCUGUCUGACUGACUGACUGACUGUUAUAUAUAUUUUUUGGGAUUGGGGGGUCCAUAAAUUAUAUUUUUCUACACAGAAUUGUAAAUUAGAUUUUGACUGUUCGAUCGUUACCGAAUCACUUGAAAUAGUGUAAAUUAUGAGAAUAUAUUUUAAUUUAAAUAGUCACAGAGUUCCUUUGUGCUAUUCUCCUUCUUAUUUGUAUUAUUAUUAUAAUUAUUAUUGUUAUUAUUAUUAUUAUUUUACUAUUAUCAUCAUUAUUUUUUUGUCAUAAUUUUUACCUCAUGUUCAUUUUUUUUUUUUUACUUCCCUUGUCCUUCCUCUUUUAUGGAAAUCAGAACUGCACAUUUUGGACGUCUCGCUCUCCUAACCGAAGAGUUACGGACUGAAUUACAACGUAACUCGUGUAAAUUUACUAAAAAAAAAAAUGUAUUUUUUAUUUCCUCCA
Molecule: messenger RNA, 2789 nt
Organism: Tachysurus vachellii
Lineage: Eukaryota; Metazoa; Chordata; Actinopteri; Siluriformes; Bagridae
Gene: shha
Product: sonic hedgehog signaling molecule a
Exons: 3
Coding region: 355-1563 (402 amino acids)
Biological process (GO): protein autoprocessing; smoothened signaling pathway; regulation of gene expression
Molecular function (GO): calcium ion binding; patched binding
Source: RefSeq, a predicted model, not a curated record